UAAAAGAGCCGCACGUUGUUCAGACUCAAGACUCCAGUCUGGGUUUACGCAAAGGAUUACCAACAACAAUACCAACACACACUGGAGAUAGUGAGCCUGAAUACUUCAGCAAGAUGUCAGCUUUCAACUGCUCUUUUGAUCUAAUGACUGAAAAUGGAGAGUGGCUUUGUCCUAAAGGAGAAGAGUGUACUAAUAUUACUCAUGGCAUGAAUGGGAGCCAUAUUGAUUAUGAUCAUACAUGUCUGACAGAGGAAGGGUACCUAGAAAAAUAUCUGGGUCCUCGUCGAUCACCUCUGUUCCUCCCCAUCUGCCUGAUCUAUCUUGUCAUCUUCCUGGUGGGCGUUGUGGGGAAUGUGCUGACUUGCACUGUCAUUGCACGCAACAAAGUCAUGUGGACUCCAACAAACUACUACUUGUUCAGCUUGGCAGUGUCAGACCUGUUAGUGCUACUGUUUGGCAUGCCAUUAGAGCUCUAUGAGCUGUGGCAAAACUACCCCUUUCUCCUGGGAACAGGAGGCUGCUACUUUAAGACCUUCUUAUUUGAGACUGUCUGCUUGGCAUCCAUCCUAAACGUGACGGCAUUGAGCGUAGAGCGUUACAUUGCUGUGGUCCACCCACUGCGCGCAAAGUACGUUGUGACACGUACUCACGCUAAGAGAGUCAUUCUCACUGUGUGGGGUGUAUCGGUGCUGUGUGCUGUGCCCAAUACAAGUCUGCAUGGGAUUGUUUUUCUGCACAGUCGUUCCACCGGUACUGCUGGAACCACAAAUGUGGAGAUUGCUGACUCAGCCAUGUGUAUGUUGGUGAAACCACGCUGGAUGUACAACCUGACCAUCCAGGUGACCACCUUGCUAUUUUUUAUUCUGCCCAUGCUCACAAUCAGUGUUCUUUACAUGCUCAUUGGACUGCAACUGAAGCGUGAAAAGAUACACCAAGAGCUGGAGGCAAAAUCUGGUUUUGGACAAGACAGCUUUUGUAACAUCCGCACACAGCAGCAGAAGGCACGUCGCCGGCAGGUCACUAAAAUGUUGUUUGUCUUGGUAGUUGUUUUUGGAAUCUGCUGGGCCCCAUUUCACACUGACCGGUUAAUGUGGAGUUUCAUCAGCGACUGGACUGACACCCACUUUGAAAUCUUCCAGUAUGUGCACAUCACCUCCGGAGUGUUUUUCUACCUCAGCUCAGCAGUCAACCCAAUCUUGUAUAAUCUCAUGUCAACACGCUUUAGAGAAAUGUUCAAGGAGGUCAUGUGCCACCGGCCACAUCCCAUCACUCCGAGAAAACACUCACUCAGUGUCACCCGGGUGACGCUUCGCAGCACCCUGAGUGAUGCGCCGCUCAGCAAUGGAGCUGCUGCUGUUGAGGUAGAAGACGAGGAAGUGAGAAUGAAAUAUGAAACCAAUUUUUCUUCUUAA
Molecule: messenger RNA, 1412 nt
Organism: Archocentrus centrarchus (flier cichlid)
Lineage: Eukaryota; Metazoa; Chordata; Actinopteri; Cichliformes; Cichlidae
Gene: nmur1a
Product: neuromedin U receptor 1a
Exons: 3
Coding region: 114-1412 (432 amino acids)
Biological process (GO): neuropeptide signaling pathway
Cellular component (GO): plasma membrane
Molecular function (GO): neuromedin U receptor activity
Source: RefSeq, a predicted model, not a curated record